Messenger RNA from Paramuricea clavata, 4913 nucleotides. The record is from the annotation of a GenBank genome assembly. Lineage: Eukaryota; Metazoa; Cnidaria; Anthozoa; Malacalcyonacea; Plexauridae.
AUGAAAACAGCCUCCGAUAUUGUGGACCCGCCGUCAAGAACUGCUGCUGAUAAUCCUGCCGAAAUUGUUAACUUGUUUAAUAGGUACUUUACAUCUGUAUUCACCAGUGACUGUUCACCUCACUAUGCUUGUAAGCCAGAUGAUACCCCGAAUAUAACUAAUGUAAAUCUAACUGUGUACGAAAUUCAAGCUGUCCUUGAAGCGCUGGAUGUUACAAAAGCAACAGGCUCAGAUGGAAUCCCCGCUAGACUGCUAAAGGAAACAGCCGAAGUCAUAGCUCCAUCCUUGUGCUGCUUCUUCAACAAAUCUCUCAACACAGGCACCUUACCUGACGAGUGGAAACUUGCAAAUGUUGUACCAAUACACAAGAAAGGCAACGCUGAAUACACAGAGAAUUAUAGACCUAUAUAUUUACUACCCAUAGUGUCCAAAGUUUUAGAACGAUGCGUACUUAACAACAUUAAAUGCCAUCUCCACCAGCUAGUCCACAAUAGUCAACAUGGGUUUUUCACGGGAAAGUCAUGUACAACCAACCUUAUCGAAGCACUCACUAGAUAACACAACCUCGUUCCCACAUCGGCUCCUUCCUGGAUAGUGGUAAUCAAAUAGACGUGAUCUAUUUAGACAUGUCUAAAGCCUUCGAUAAAGUUAAUCAUGAGCUACUGCUUCCAAACUUAGCAAGCUUGGAUUUUGAGGUGGGCUACUACAAUGGUUCCGGUCCUACUUGUCUAAUCGGCGACAGCGCGUUACCGCCCUCGGUGCUACAUCUAACACCUUACCUGUAACCUCUGGGGUACCUCAAGGCUCCGUACUAGGUCCCAUAUUAUUCCUCUUAUAUGUUCAUGACCUACCCGGUCUCGUCAAAUCCAGUCAAGUCGCUAUGUUCGCAGAUGAUACGAAAAUAUUUAAGUCUAUCGCAUCACUAAACGAUACGAACUGAUUACUCCAACAGGACUUAUCCAACUUAGAAUCCUGGUCUUCGACUUCCGGUCUCCCCUUCAAUUAAAGUAAAUGUCGGUCGCUGUCUAUCACUCGUAAAUCGAAGCCAGUGGUGACUACAUACAAGAUGAAGGGUGAAACUCUAGAAAUAACAAAAUCGGAACGAGAUCUUGGCGACUGGAUGUCAACUGAUCUCACUUGGAAUAAUCCAGGCUUUCUGGCAUCCUUGUGUAGAAAAAUAGGACAAAAGUAGGACUAGAAUUUUAGGAAAAGUAGGAAUAAAGUAGGAAAAUGUGUAGAAAAGUAGGACAAAAGUAGGAGUUUUGGAGAUGCCAAUAACACAAAAAUAUACAAAAUUGGCCCCCUCGGAUAUAUGUGGUAAGGGGUAGACCAUUAGAUAUCUGAUGGAGAAGUUGUGUGAAUUUUUGGUGCUCAAUAUUUUUAUGUACUCAUUCAUCUAUGCAGGAUUUUUUUCUCAAAACUUUUAAAUUGUAUAGGUAUAAAAGCUAAGGCAUCUGCUCUGCAGCAACACUAUUCAAAUGCAUGUAUUGUGCUACACAAUGCACCAAUCCACACUGUAACAGGAGCAUAUAUCAGGGCCGUAGGAAGCUCUUUUCGAUUGGGGGGGGCUGUAAGCGAGGGCCGCCGAAGGCCCAAGGAAAUUUUUAAAUUUAGAGUCUCUGAAAUGCCAUUUCCUGGACUUUGGGGAAGAUUUGACAGAAUUCUAAUGGUCAGAAAAUAGCGUUUUAGUAUGUCGAAAUUUACAGUUUAGUAGUACUAAAUGGGCGAAGACGUAUUUAAUUAACUAUAUAUUAGAUAAGUUGCAGAAAAGUAUGGGUAAUAUCUUCAUUCUUUGCAGUUUGUCAUGGACUAAAUAAUAAAGGUCUGCAUGAUUUUGAAAAAAAAUUAUUAUUAGCAAAUUAUUGGGGGGGCUGCAGCCAGUUGAAAUCUCUAGAUCGUCGGAAAUGGCUCUUUCAGAGUCUUCAUUAAUUUAUUGAUUUUGAUUCUAGGAUUUUAUGAGAAAAAGUAGGAAAAAGUAGAAAAAUCAAGCAAUUUUUAAUAAAAAAUAGGAAAAGUAGGAAAGUUGUAGAAAAGUAGGAAAAAGUAGGAAAAGUAGGAUGGCAAGAAAGCCUGAAUAAUCAAGUAGUAAAACAAUCUUCCCGUGCUAACAAGUUGCUAGGCCAAGUUAUAUCAGACGGAACGCACGGUUCAUUCAAAACACCAGCGUGAGGAGGGUAUUGUAUUUAAUAUUAGUACGUCCUCACUUAGGAUAUGCCACCCAGAUCUGGUCUCCACAGUCCAUCAACCUAAUUGCAAGAUUGGAAAAAGUUCAAAGACGUGCCACGAAAUUUACUCUCAAUCUACCGUUUUCCAGUCCCGGUAGUUAAACCUCGAGAUUACAGUCUUUAUCAUUACUUCCAUUAUGUUGUUACUGGCAUGAUUUUUUGGAUUUGUUUUUUUUCUUUAAAAUGGUGAACAAUCUGGUAAUAAUAUAGAACCUUCUGUAGUACCAAAAACCCGAAGCUCCAGAUCGUCUAUAAACACGGACAUACCUAAGUUUGUCAUUCCCAGAAGCAAAACAACGACGCAUCAACGCUCGUUUCUAAUUCGAACAACCAGGGUGUGGAUCAGCCUAGCGGACGAUCUGAAACUUAACAUGAUAAAUUUGAGCUACUUCCGUGCUUUGGAAAUUUCCUACGAUCCUGAAAAUCCAAGAACAUUCAAAACUAUAUGUACCAAGUGUAAUACCGCUCGAACUCUGGUUCAGCCUCUUAAGUGCUGCUAUUAGUUAUAGUUUUAUUUAGAUAAUUUUUUUUUUAUGUUUGUAUGUCCUAAUUCGGGCCCGCAGUAAUUGGCUCACGCUGUUGUGGUCACCCUUCCUAUAGUCAUGUAUAUUAUUCUUGUUCUUGUUAUAGUUUUGUGUAUUGUAAUAUGGCAAAACUAAUAAAUAAAUAAAUAAAUAAAUAAUUAAUACUAAGCCUCGACUUGGAGUUACUGUCCUUGACAACCAGAACGUAAUUCGGAAGUGGUCAAUUGUUUCAGGGCCUCCAGGAUCCAAGGGGUCGCAAGGGAUACGAGGCAAGAGAGGUUCUCAAGGUCCACGUGGCGGGAGGGGGUAUAAUGGUACUAAAGGUGAUAGAGGUGCACCUGGACCACGUGGGAUAAAAGGUGAUGCUGGUGAUAUCAUGAAAUCGAAAGAAGGUAAGGGUUGGUUUUUGUUUGUUACUCUGUUUCUUAGGACGUGUAUAUGUAUGCAGGUAUGUUUGUUUGUUUGUUUGAUUGUUUGUACAACACGAUGCAGGGUGUUCCACAAUUGAAAAUAUGUUCAUUCACCUUUCUCUUUCCUUUUAUAGCUCCACCAAAGAUAACGACUCACCCUCCCAAAAUCAUAUUCAUCAACGAAGGCGUCAACCUUACCUUAAACUGUAUUGCAAAUCGGCUACCCUCUGCCCUCAGUAAGCUGGCAGAAAGACAACGCCUCUCUCCUUGAGACUCAGCUGUUUCCAGAACGUGGAAAAGGAACGAGACUUCAUUUCACCAAGAUUACCUAUAACAAAAAAGGAAAGUAUAAGUGCCUUGCAAGGAAUUCAGUGGGAAUGGCUAGUUUUGAUGUGAAAAUUAUCUUUAAAGGUAAGAUUUAUAAGAUAGAGCUAUCCAACACAAAUAAAGUUAGUAUAGUUUAGGUUUCCUCCUGUAGUAACACUGGAUCAAAAAGGAAUAUACUGUUACUCUAAGGGGAAAAGUUAGAACUGAUAGAGCAAUGCCGUAUAAGUAAAGUUAGUUUAGUUCUAACUUUUAACGCUCUCUAUGUUAAUAUCUCCAGUACCACCAAGGCGACUUAGUUCGCGGGAAACAAUCGUUUACAAAGGAAACGCAGUUAAUUUACAAUGUCCAGUAGACUCAUAUCCCGCAGCAAAAAUAAGAUGGAUCAAGCCUGGCUAUACGAUAUCGAAUGGGGAUGUUGCUAUGGUCAACAAUACGCUCAAUAUUAAGCGUGUAAAGAAGGAACAUGAAGGGAUAUAUCUAUGUGAAGGAAAGAACAUGUUUGGAUCGACUUUUACCGCAGUUUUUGUGAAAGUGAGGAGUGAAGGUAAACGAUUGUUCUGGUUGAAAAUAAACAGAAGAGGGUGUAUAUGUGAAUGCAACAUCUCAUUAAACAUUGAUUUAUUUUUAAUCUAAUUCUUCAUAAAUUAUAUGAACGAGUUUUGGAAAUUAACAUAUCCAGAUACUUUAAAUUGCAAAUCUAAUUAUUCCUUUCGCGUUCUAGUUGGACCGACAUUCAGAGAAAAACCUCCAAUCUCAAAAGGUGUAUUUCGGCACCAAAAAGUUACAGUUAAUUGUAUUGCAAUUGGGGAUCCUGUGCCGACCAUCACAUGGACUAAACGUCAUGAGAAACUGCCUAUCACGCAAGAAACACGCGUUGAAUUAAUGAUAAAGUCGUUCGACGUUUCUGACGAGGGAAACUAUACUUGCACUGCGGAAAAUGCUCUGGGAAGCAAAGUGGUUACUGUUCUUGAACUAUGUGAGUGAAUGUUGUAAACUGUCGUGGUUCUAUAAAUGUUCUUUUCCACUCAUCCCAAAAACCAACUCACAGGCUUGCUGCAAAUAUUUUCAUCCAAUCACAAUACUCGACACUUUAGAUGCAAGCAAUUAGAUGCAAGCACUCACAGCAAGCUUGCGGGUUAGUUUUCGCAAUCAGUGGAAAGAACCUUAACUGUCAACAUUUGUGCUACCUGGUAACACGGACUGAAGCCAGGAAUAUAUCAACAAUAUUCACUUGUUCAUCUUUCUCAGAUCUCAUUCAAUGUCCAGGCCUUGUACACCCAGUUAAUGGUCACGCAAUCAACUUGAACGAAGACAGCAAUGACGUCAUGAUAUUCUCAUGUGACCAAAAAACGCAAAUGAUUGGUCCGGAGAUCCGUGUGUGCCAGCGAAAUGGAACCUGGACAGGAAGAACAACAUACUGUGAGUAG